GGGAUGGGAGGGAUGAGCAAUAAAGAGCAGGGACCCUGCACACAGUCUGAGAGGAGCAGUCAGGAGAAGGAGAGAGAGAGAGAGAGGGAGGGAAUAAAGGAGCGAAAUAAGAGAAGCAAGGAUCCUUCUGCAUUGUAUGGAUUGCCGAUUGGAACAAGGAGGGGCAUGUGGAGGGAGGGACGCUGGAGAUUCCUAUCAGUGUGUUUGCGAGAGGAUGUGUGAGGGUGUGUGUGCGUGUGAUUGGACUCGCUGAACCUGUGCGACGGUGAGCUGUUUGAGCAGUGACUCGCCUCAGCGCCUUCUCCUUCUCCUUCCUCUUCUCCUUCUUCUUCUUCUGUGUGUUGUCACGCUCAACGCCGCCUGAUGCGCUCAGAGGACACGGAGACAGCGAGAGGCGAGAGGGGGGCGUGAUGGCCGGACGCGCCCUGACUCGGUCAUGCAUCUCCAGAUAUCCUCCACCUUCACACGGGCUCCUUUUGGCUGAGCCACUCGUCGGUGUCCUUCCCGUGCGUCUCCGUGAGGCUGCGCUCUCUGAAUGAAUGGAUGCUGCUGUCACAACACACAUGUGUGUGUGUGUGUGGCUUGCAACGAGAGCCCAUGAUCUGGACCUAACAGCUCUGAGCGUGCUGUGUGCCAUGCUGCUUUAGGGGUGACACUGAUGAAUUUUUAAAGACUUCACCUUUUCAGGUUACAGCUGCUGCUGCUGCUGCUGCUGCCGGUGAUCACAUCCUUGAUGACGUAUGAUGCGGGGCAGUUGUUAUUCUGAAUUGAAUCCAGAUUUGAAGAGGAUGGACUGAGCAACAUAUAGCAACAUAUGAGAUGUGGGGGUGCUGCUGCAUGAAGAAAUAAGGUCAAGUAAAUAAUUACCAUCAGGAAUGAGGCAUCAGACACCAGAAUGAAGAUGUAUUUGCCUCUGUAGCUGCAUGCAUAUGCAGUGGAUGGAUUUUAAUUGGGUGUUUUCUAGGAACAAAAGAGCUGAUUGGAUUGCACUGAAGGUUGUCAGGAAGAGUGGAUUUCUUUUCUGUAUCCUGUGACUGACGUUAAAGAUCCGAAAACACAAAGAAGCGAGGAUCUUUAGGGGAUGGAUGAAAGCAACGGCCCCUCUGCUGGCGUAUCUUCCGAGGAGAAACUUAAUCUCCCUCCGCGUAAGUUUUUUGUCACAGUUGUGGUGCCGCCGGAUUCCUUCACGUCCCAACACGCUGGCAAACUGUCAGGCGUUCAUGUCGCUCUGUCUGGUUUCAUUCAUCUACUGUGUGUCCACUGAAGCCUGACCACAUGAGCGGAGGCGGCGCCCUGCAGCAACGCACCACCUACCUCAUCUCCCUCACCCUGGUCAAGGUAGAGGCUGUGGAGGGAGAGAAUGGAGGGGAGGCCAACAAGAGCAACGUCCAGGGGAAGGAGGUGGAAGCGGUGGAGGUGGAGGUGGAGGCCGGGUCAGGAGGAAGGGCAGGUGGUUGUGAAGAGGCCGGGGCGAGAGCGGAGGGUGAAGGUGAAGCUCCUGCACAGGCUGAGAAUGGAGCCGGGGUGGAUUUAGGACAACCACAAAGGGCUGAGGAUGCUGCUAUUUUGAAAGAGGGUGAGCUCAAAGAUGGAGAGAGGAAACCCCUCAGCCCUGCGAAGGAUAAACCGCCCUCCACUGUCGAUGUCCUGACUGAAAAGCAGCCGUGCAACCUCUCAAUCCCCUUACCUGCUGACAGAGUGACAACCCAGAAGACAAAGUCUGCUGACAUCGACUCAACACGGGUUGAGAAGACACUCUCCACCCCAGAGGCGAAGCAAUGUCCCAUGUCACCGAUGUCACCAUCACUGACCACAACGCCACCGACAGAGGUGAUCGAGCCCAGCCGCACCCCGACCAGGACCAGCCUCCCUAUCCGCCCGGUGGGACAGCGUCCGGUGAGUCUGCUCAAGUCUCACAGCAGUGCCACCACCCGAGGCCGAGACUCCAGGGAGGGAAGAGAGCGAAGCCCUACCUCCGCACAGAGCCUGGACCGCAAGGACUGCCGUAUGCCAACGCGCUCCCCAGGCCCCUGCAGGGCCUCCUGGGCCGAGGCGAGCAGGCCCGACGGAUGGAGGGACCUGAGGGAUGAAACUCAACCUCUAGAGAUUGGAGGUAGCAUGGCUGCAGUGAUGAGAGACAUCCCCAGGAAGGACAGACUAAAGACGGGUUCGGCCUCCCUUCCUGCGCCUGCCACGCAGGCCUCCAAGCCGGCACGCAAAGGUAAAAGCCGCACGCUGGAUAACAGCGACCUGAACAGCCUCUCUGAAGACCUCGGGCUGGCCAGGGAAGCCCAGCAAGCACAGCAGGGCCAACGAGGCUCCGCUAAAGACAGAAAGAUGCUCAAGUUCAUCAGCGGCAUUUUCACAAAGAGCAGCUCGGGGGCGGCGGGGUCAUCCUCCACAGCGCCUCCUGUUUAUAUACAGAGAGACUCCAGCGAGGAGGAAGUAAAUAUUGCCAACAGCCAGGAGUGGACGCUGAGCAGAUCCAUCCCAGAGCUGAGACUGGGAGUUCUGGGAAGUCUAAAAAGUGGCAAGUCAGCGCUGGUGAACAAAUACAUCACGGGCAGUUAUGUUGCAGUUGAGAAGCCCGAUGGUGGCAGGUAUAAAAAGGAAGUGCUGGUGGACGGACAGAGUCAUUUAUUACUGAUCCGAGAGGAAGCUGGACCACCGGAUGCACAGUUCAGCAGCUGGGUUGACGCAGUGAUCCUCGUCUUCAGCCUGGAGAACGAGGCCAGCUUCCAGGAGCUCUACCAGCUCUACAGCCAGCUGAGCGCACACCGCACAGACAUCCCGGUCAUUGUGGUCGGCACCCAAGAUAAAAUCAGCAGCACCAACCCCCGUGUGAUCGAGGAUCAGAGAGCCAGGCAGCUGUGCAUUGAUGUGCGUCACUCGCUGUUUUAUGAGACCUGUGCCACCUACGGGUUCAACGUGGACCGGGUGUUUGCAGAGGCUGCCCAGAAGAUUGUAACUCAGAAGAAACAGGCGGCGCUGCAGGCCUGCAAGUCUCUUCCCAACUCUCCCAGUCACUCCGGAGGCUCCACACCUGGAUCAGCGUCGCUGCCCGGCCAGGCCAGUAAUGGCCAGAGUAGCGGCUACGCCUACUCCCUCCCCUCCACCCCCGUGGUGGGUCACAGAGAUCUGCGGGUCGCGCAGGUGGACGGGGGAGGCAGCGUCAACUCACGUGCGUUGAAGAACAUCCCCAGACGACCUUCCCUCUUCAAGAAUCGGGACACCGACAAGAAGGCCGUCGACGGGAAAGGAGACCUGAGCGGGGCCCGGGGCGUUCCAAUCAAACAGAGCAUCCUGUGGAAGAGGAGCGGGAGCUCUCUGAAUAAGGAGUGGAAGAAGAAAUACGUCACCCUGUCCAACAAUGGCACGCUGUCUUACCACUCCAGCUCCAGUGACUACACGCAGAAUAUCCACGGAAAGGAAAUCGACCUUCUCCGUGUGACGGUUAAAGUUCCCGGGAAACGUCCUCCGAGAGCCGUCGCCCCCGCGGGCCCCUCACUUGUCCCCCCUGGAUCUGUACCUGGAGUUAACGGGCUGAGUAAGGAGCUGACCCCCGCUGAUAACACCAGUACAGUUCCUCAGUUGUGUCCAGCCACCCUCUCUGUGGUCGAUGACCGGUCUGGCGCUUUGUCACCUCAAGGCGGAGAGCGAGGCCUUCAGCGCUGCCCGUCCUCACUGUCCACAAAAGCACAAAGUGUUGAUGCCCUCGAAGGGGCGGCCAGUCCUUUCUCUGGAAAAGACCCGAGCCAGUCGUCGCCCCUGAGCGACAGGAAGAAGAACAGGAGGAAGAAGAGCAUGAAUCAGAAAGGAGACGCAGCCGUCGGGCAGGCUGAAGCCAAACGCAAAAUGUGGAAAUUAAAGAGCUUUGGUAGCUUGAGAAACAUUAAUAAGACAGAGGAGGAGAACGCAGACUUCAUCAUCGUGUCGUUCACCGGGCAGACGUGGCACUUUGAGGCUCAGAGUCUAGAAGAUAGAGACUCGUGGGUGUCGGCUAUAGAGAGCCAGAUCCUGGCCAGCCUGCAGUCCUGUGAGAGCGGCAGAAACAAGGCUCGGAGAAGCAGCCAGAGUGAAGCUGUAGCGCUGCAGGCGAUCCGCAACGCCAAAGGCAACGGUCUGUGUGUGGACUGCGAAGCACCGAAUCCCACCUGGGCCAGUCUCAACCUGGGCGCGCUCAUCUGCAUCGAGUGCUCAGGGAUCCAUCGAAACCUGGGGACUCACCUGUCUCGUGUUCGAUCGCUGGACCUGGACGAUUGGCCCGGGGAGCUCACUCAAGUCCUGGCUGCCAUCGGAAACCACAUGGCUAACAGCAUCUGGGAGACCUACACGCAGGGUCGAACCAAACCCACACCUAAUGCAACCCGUGAGGAGAGGGAGUCGUGGAUUCGUGCUAAGUACGAACAGCGGGCGUUCGUGGCGGCGCUCCAGCCGGCCCCGGGGCCUCAACUUCCAGGGGACAGCAUGCCGGUUUGGCUGCUGUCCGCGGUGACCGAGAGAGAUCUGCCCAGACUGCUGCUCCUGCUGGCCCACAGCACCAAGGACCAGAUCAACGCUGAACUGUCCGGGUCGACUUCGCCGCCUCGCACGGCCCUGCACGCUGCCUGUCAGCUGGGAGAUGUAGUCAUGACCCAGCUGCUCGUCUGGUACGGAAUCGACGUGAAAGCGAAGGAUAACCAAGGCCAGACGGCGAUGAAGCUCGCCAAAAAAACAGGGAGCAAAGGCUGCAUCGAUAUUUUGCUCCAACACGGCUGUCCCAACGAGACGUCCCCGCCCACUGCCACACCCAUCCUCUCCCGCCGCUCCAGCACUGCCAGCCUGGGCCGGACCAGCUCCAUUAGGAAGCGGGUGUCGUAGCGCGAACUGUGAAGAUGCUACCUACCGCACAGGAGCUGGAGACGACCCAAGGACGACCUUUGAAAAUGUGGAGCUGACUUUGGAGAGGACUAUAUCGCAGUACUAAGGAUUAAAUAAAAUAAAAAAAAUAGUUUCUGAAGACUGAGCAACAUAUCAAACAACUUAAAAGCAAUAUCCAUUCAAUUUGUUGAUGACAGAUAUAUUGCUGAAAUACUGUGUUGUUGUUGACCUCAUUUUAAGAUGACUCGAGUAGAACUUUGUAGCUGUCUUCUGUAAUUUUAGAGCAGACCCUCGACCUGCUUCUGUUUCACUUCCUCCAGAAGAAGUGCAAUAAUCCAGCUAUGAUGCCGAAAAAGCAACAAGUCGUAGAGCGAACUGUGUCGAUGAUGAGAGAAAGAGAAAGAGAGAGAGAGAGAGAGAGAGAGAGAGAGGGUGCUGCUGCUUUUAAUUCAAAUUUGUCGUGACUGGACCAAAAACAGCGAUUAUUUCCUUUUUGGCUUUACGAAUAAAAACCUACAGUAUGUCAUGUUGUUAGUUAUGUGUGCCUGUCGCAGCAGUAUAAAAGGUCAGUUUGGCCAGUAUAAACUGUUUUUUCAGUGCCGAAAUCAGCCGAGAUAAUUCUGCUUAGACUUUAGAAAAAUGAAUGGUUUGGAAUAUGAAAAUAUGUCAGUGUUACUCUCACAGGUCAAAGCUAUGGCGUUUUAAUAUACUGUAAAUGUAACUAUACUACAUACUUAAUGUUAAACUGUAACGAAGACACAACUGAAAAAUCAAAGACUCAAUUUUGUAAAUGAUUUCUACUGGUAGUUUUGAAAAUAUGUCAAGUUUUCUGUUGGUUUUUCAUCGUCUCCUAUGAUUUCUUAUUCUCUCCUACAUAAGUCAUAAAAGCAGAAAGCGGUAGAUGGAUGCUUUUAAAAAAAAAAACACGUGGCUCUUUGUUUAAAAAAAUAAAAUAAAAAAAGUUUUAUUUGGGAUCGGCCAGACGACGAUGACUGCGUAAAGACUAUGACAUUAUUCAUAUUCAUGUUACUGUUGUGUAGCGCGAUCCCAUGAGUUUACAGUGAAGUAUGAAGAGUUGCAGGCGUUGUCGUCGCUCCUGACACUUUGUGGGUUGUGUGAAUCUCUCAUGAGCUAAAAAGAAAUGGUUACCGGAAUAAAAUAAACUUUUUUUAAUUAGCAUUAUUAUCA
This is a messenger RNA of Larimichthys crocea (large yellow croaker), 6048 nucleotides long. RefSeq names its product ArfGAP with GTPase domain, ankyrin repeat and PH domain 2 (gene agap2). Gene Ontology annotation, molecular function: protein binding; GTPase activator activity; GTPase activity. Bases 1276 to 4860 code for a protein of 1194 amino acids. The transcript has 19 exons. Gene Ontology annotation, cellular component: nucleus. NCBI's taxonomy places the organism in Eukaryota, Metazoa, Chordata, Actinopteri, Sciaenidae. The record is from RefSeq and is a predicted model, not a curated record. Gene Ontology annotation, biological process: activation of GTPase activity; negative regulation of neuron apoptotic process.